Messenger RNA from Procambarus clarkii (red swamp crayfish), 5175 nucleotides. The record is from RefSeq and is a predicted model, not a curated record. Lineage: Eukaryota; Metazoa; Arthropoda; Malacostraca; Decapoda; Cambaridae.
AUGGGUGGUGGAGUGGGGACGUGCCUCCUGCUGUGUAUGGCCCGGUUCCCCGUGUGGUUGCGACUGCUGCCGUCUUGCGUCGUGCGUCGGUCCGCCUGGUUUGUGGGGCCCGUGUUUCUGGGUCCCUCCGGCUCUGAUGAUAUACGACCGGAGCCCAAGUGUUCCCAGCGUUCGUCUUCUGCCUGGGCGGAUGUGGGUGAAUUCAGUGACUGUGAGGCUUCGAGUGUCAAGGGGGUGGUUCAGGGUGCCUCGCACUCUGCACAGUUGGUGGUGGCGGAAGUCUGUGCGUCUGGUGUUGCUGGUGAUGGCGGCGCACGUCUCUCGGACGUACCUUUAGUUCUGCCUCAGGUGGGCGGUUCUCCCCGAUGGGAGGUGGUUGCUUCUCCUGCUGUCAAUGCUGUGGGUGCUGGCACUGGCCAUGGCAUCGUCAUGGUACUGAAGAAGGAUGCCAGCCGUGGGGAGUCCAAGCGGGCGCAGAAUUCCGUGGGAGGCCUGUGCGGCACCCGAGCAUGCUUUGCAUGUAAAUAUAAAAAUAUAAAAAACAAAAAUAAGCAGGUUGAGGAGACUGGUGCUGGUCACGACUGGCACAAGGAGCCCUCUUCCUGGUCUCCACUCAACACCAAACUUGCUCAUCAGUCACGACUGGCACCAGGAGCCCUCUUCCUGGUCUCCACUCAACACCAAACUUGCUCAUCAGUCACGACUGGCACCAGGAGCCCUCUUCCUGGUCUCCACUCAACACCAAACUUGCUCAUCAGUCACGACUGGCACCAGGAGCCCUCUUCCUGGUCUCCACUCAACACCAAACUUGCUCAUCAGUCACGACUGGCACCAGGAGCCCUCUUCCUGGUCUCCACUCAACACCAAACUUGCUCAUCAGUCACGACUGGCACCAGGAGCCCUCUUCCUGGUCUCCACUCAACACCAAACUUGCUCAUCAGUCACGACUGGCACCAGGAGCCCUCUUCCUGGUCUCCACUCAACACCAAACUUGCUCAUCAGUCACGACUGGCACCAGGAGCCCUCUUCCUGGUCUCCACUCAACACCAAACUUGGUCAUCAAUCACGACUGGCACCAGGAGCCCUCUUCCUGGUCUCCACUCAACACCAAACUUGGUCAUCAAUCACGACUGGCACCAGGAGCCCUCUUCCUGGUCUCCACUCAACACCAAACUUGCUCAUCAAUCUGGAAAAACUAAAGUCGUUCCUGUGUUCACUGUCCUUGCUUUUAAUUCCUACGGCUUUAACACGGAACAACCAGACCUGGCGCACACGACACUUAUUGUACAGAGGCAACCAGACCUGGCGCACACGACACUUAUUGUACAGAGGCAACCAGACCUGGCGCACACGACACUUAUUGUACAGAGGCAACCAGACCUGGCGCACACGACACUUAUUGUACAGAGGCAACCAGACCUGGCGCACACGACACUUAUUGUACAGAGGCAACCAGACCUGGCGCACACGACACUUAUUGUACAGAGGCAACCAGACCUGGCGCACACGACACUUAUUGUACAGAGGCAACCAGACCUGGCGCACACAACACUUAUUGUACUGAGGCAACCAGACCUGGCGCACACAACACUUAUUGUACUGAGGCAACCAGACCUGGCGCACACAACACUUAUUGUACUGAGGCAACCAGACCUGGCGCACACGACACUUAUUGUACUGAGGCAACCAGACCUGGCGCACACGACACUGACUGUACUGAGGCAACCAGACCUGGCGCACACGACACUUAUUGUACAGAGGCAACCAGACCUGGCGCACACGACACUUAUUGUACUGAGGCAACCAGACCUGGCGCACACAACACUUAUUGUACUGAGGCAACCAGACCUGGCGCACACAACACUUAUUGUACUGAGGCAACCAGACCUGGCGCACACAACACUUAUUGUACAGAGGCAACCAGACCUGGCGCACACGACACUUAUUGUACAGAGGCAACCAGACCUGGCGCACACGACACUUAUUGUACUGAGGCAACCAGACCUGGCGCACACGACACUUAUUGUACUGAGGCAACCAGACCUGGCGCACACAACACUUAUUGUACUGAGGCAACCAGACCUGGCGCACACAACACUUAUUGUACUGAGGCAACCAGACCUGGCGCACACAACACUUAUUGUACAGAGGCAACCAGACCUGGCGCACACGACACUUAUUGUACUGAGGCAACCAGACCUGGCGCACACAACACUUAUUGUACUGAGGCAACCAGACCUGGCGCACACAACACUUAUUGUACAGAGGCAACCAGACCUGGCGCACACGACACUUAUUGUACUGAGGCAACCAGACCUGGCGCACACAACACUUAUUGUACUGAGGCAACCAGACCUGGUGCACACGACACUUAUUGUACUGAGGCAACCAGACCUGGCGCACACGACACUGACUGUACUGAGGCAACCAGACCUGGCGCACACAACACUUAUUGUACUGAGGCAACCAGACCUGGCGCACACAACACUUAUUGUACUGAGGCAACCAGACCUGGCGCACACAACACUUAUUGUACUGAGGCAACCAGACCUGGCGCACACAACACUUAUUGUACAGAGGCAACCAGACCUGGCGCACACGACACUUAUUGUACAGAGGCAACCAGACCUGGCGCACACGACACUUAUUGUACUGAGGCAACCAGACCUGGCGCACACGACACUUAUUGUACUGAGGCAACCAGACCUGGCGCACACGACACUUAUUGUACAGAGGCAACCAGACCUGGCGCACACGACACUUAUUGUACUGAGGCAACCAGACCUGGCGCACACGACACUUAUUGUACUGAGGCAACCAGACCUGGCGCACACAACACUUAUUGUACAGAGGCAACCAGACCUGGCGCACACGACACUUAUUGUACUGAGGCAACCAGACCUGGCGCAAACAACACUUAUUGUACUGAGGCAACCAGACCUGGCGCACACAACACUUAUUGUACAGAGGCAACCAGACCUGGCGCACACGACACUUAUUGUACUGAGGCAACCAGACCUGGCGCACACAACACUUAUUGUACAGAGGCAACCAGACCUGGCGCACACAACACUUAUUGUACUGAGGCAACCAGACCUGGCGCACACAACACUUAUUGUACUGAGGCAACCAGACCUGGCGCACACAACACUUAUUGUACAGAGGCAACCAGACCUGGCGCACACGACACUUAUUGUACUGAGGCAACCAGACCUGGCGCACACGACACUGACUGUACAGAUGCAACCAGACCUGGCGCACACGACACUGACUGUACUGAGGCAACCAGACCUGGCGCACACGACACUUAUUGUACUGAGGCAACCAGACCUGGCGCACACAACACUUAUUGUACAAGGCAACCAGACCUGGCGCACACAACACUUAUUGCAACCAGACCUGGCGCACACGACACUUAUUGUACUGAGGCAACCAGACCUGGCGCACACGACACUGACUGUACUGAGGCAACCAGACCUGGCGCACACGACACUUAUUGUACAUAGGCAACCAGACCUGGCGCACACGACACUUAUUGUACUGAGGCAACCAGACCUGGCGCACACAACACUUAUUGUACUGAGGCAACCUGACCUGGCGCACACAACACUUAUUGUACAGAGGCAACCAGACCUGGCGCACACGACACUUAUUGUACUGAGGCAACCAGACCUGGCGCACACAACACUUAUUGUACAGAGGCAACCAGACCUGGCGCACACGACACUUAUUGUACAGAGGCAACCAGACCUGGCGCACACGACACUUAUUGUACUGAGGCAACCAGACCUGGCGCACACAACACUUAUUGUACAGAGGCAACCAGACCUGGCGCACACGACACUUAUUGUACAGAGGCAACCAGACCUGGCGCACACAACACUUAUUGUACUGAGGCAACCAGACCUGGCGCACACAACACUUAUUGUACUGAGGCAACCAGACCUGGCGCACACGACACUUAUUGUACAGAGGCAACCAGACCUGGCGCACACGACACUUAUUGUACAGAGGCAACCAGACCUGGCGCACACAACACUUAUUGUACAGAGGCAACCAGACCUGGCGCACACGACACUUAUUGUACAGAGGCAACCAGACCUGGCGCACACGACACUUAUUGUACUGAGGCAACCAGACCUGGCGCACACAACACUUAUUGUACAGAGGCAACCAGACCUGGCGCACACAACACUUAUUGUACAGAGGCAACCAGACCUGGCGCACACAACACUUAUUGUACUGAGGCAACUAGACCUGGCACACACAACACUUAUUGUACAGAGGCAACCAGACCUGGCGCACACAACACUUAUUGUACUGAGGCAACCAGACCUGGCGCACACAACACUUAUUGUACUGAGGCAACCAGACCUGGCGCACACAACACUUAUUGUACAGAGGCAACCAGACCUGGCGCACACGACACUUAUUGUACAGAGGCAACCAGACCUGGCGCACACGACACUUAUUGUACAGAGGCAACCAGACCUGGCGCACACGACACUUAUUGUACUGAGGCAACCAGACCUGGCGCACACGACACUUAUUGUACAGAGGCAACCAGACCUGGCGCACACAACACUUAUUGUACAGAGGCAACCAGACCUGGCGCACACAACACUUAUUGUACAGAGGCAACCAGACCUGGCGCACACGACACUUAUUGUACAGAGGCAACCAGACCUGGCGCACACGACACUUAUUGUACAGAGGCAACCAGACCUGGCGCACACGACACUUAUUGUACAGAGGCAACCAGACCUGGCGCACACGACACUUAUUGUACUGAGGCAACCAGACCUGGCGCACACGACACUUAUUGUACAGAGGCAACCAGACCUGGCGCACACAACACUUGUUGUACAGAGGCAACCAGACCUGGCGCACACAACACUUAUUGUACAGAGGCAACCAGACCUGGCGCACACGACACUUAUUGUACAGAGGCAACCAGACCUGGCGCACACAACACUUAUUGUACAGAGGCAACCAGACCUGGCGCACACAACACUUAUUGUACAGAGGCAACCAGACCUGGCGCACACGACACUUAUUGUACAGAGGCAACCAGACCUGGCGCACACAACACUUAUUGUACUGAGGCAACCAGACCUGGCGCACACGACAUUUGUAUUACAAGCUCAGCAAGCUGUUCUAAUAAUAGUUUACUGA